AACGGCAGUCUAUCAUUCGCACUGCGCUAUUCUAUGUUAUUAGGAAUGAAAAUCUGUGAGAUUUAGUGAGAUCCGUCAGUGUCACGUUCGUGAGACAUGAGAAAUGUUGAAAAGUCUCACGGAUAAAAUGUGAGUUGACAGCUAUAACUUCAGGAGAUGUUGAAGUCAUUGCGAACUCUCUUCUGGCCCAAGACUGUGUUGACGAGGUCCAGCUCCAGUUAUGUAGCAAGAAUAAGGUACCUGAUGAGGCUGAAGGAGGAUGACGAGGCGUGUCUGGAGGCCAUGCGCUCGGGGAGUCUGCUGCUCUACCACACCCUGGCCCCUCUGCUGCAGAAGUCCCCCAGCGGCCUCUUCCAGCUGCCGGCCAUCAACACCAGCGAUUUUAAAGGAAUACUUGACAAACUUGGGAAGAACCGGGCCCUUGUGAAUGAGUCGGUUCUUAUUGGCUGCACUGAAGAGGAUGUGGCCCAGUUCUCUCUUGAUGUUGGGGCCCUGGACAAGUCUGAGAUGGAGAGGUUAUGUGGAGGAGUGUUCAUAGACCUGAGGAAGGCUUUCUUCCUCCUCCGAGGUACAGAGGCCCCACUGGUGGCUCGGGGCCAGGCGCUGCUGCGUUGGCACCAGACCCACGGCUUCUGCAGUGCCAGUGGGCACCCCUCCUUCAGGAACCAGUCGGGCAGCCAACGGGUGUGCCACAGCAGCGGGCACACCUACUACCCAAAGAUGUCGCCAGUGGUGAUCGCUCUAGUAUCUGAUGGCAGCAGGUGUCUGCUAGGGAGGCAGGCCACCUUCCCCAGAGGCAUGUACAGCGCACUGGCAGGAUUCUGCGACAUGGGUGAGACUAUAGAGGAGACUUUAAGAAGAGAGAUCGCUGAAGAGGUGGGGUUGGAGCUGGAGUCCCUGCGAGUCGCCGGCUCUCAGCACUGGCCUUUUCCACAGAGCUCCUUCAUGGUGGCCUGCCACGCUACCGUCGCCCCCAGCAACACUCAGGUGAGUGUGGACCUUGAGGAGCUGGAGGAUGCGCGCUGGUUCACGCUGCAGGAGGUGCAGGAGGCACUGCGUCUGAAGAAGCCCCCCCGCAACCCCGAGGGGGAGACGCCCACCCUCUGGCUGCCCCCCCGCUAUGCCAUCGCACACCAGCUGGUGCGGGAGUGGGUGCAGCAGCAGAUUGGUGCACACGAGUGAUACGCAGACACACACACACACACACACACACACACACACGCGCUACAAUAGAGAAACUACAAAAAACAAUGCACUGGAGCUGACAAUACAGAGCUGAAAACAUUUUCACUAAUUACAACAUUCACUCAAGACACACACACACAUGCAGACACACACACACACACACACACACACACACACACACACACAAACUGGCAGACCCAGUCCAAUCCCGGCUCAGCACCACGGACAUGUUCACUCAGCACUCACACAACCAUACACAGACCAGCAGACGGGCCUUUCACUCAGCACUCACACAACCAUACACAGAGCAGCAGACGGGCCUUUCACUCAGCACUCACACAACCAUACACAGAGCAGCAGACGGGCCUUUCACUCAGCACUCACACAACCACUACACAGAGCAGCAGACGGGCCUUAGUCUGAUUCACGUGAACCUUAAGGCCUACAUAGCCUACCUAUAGCCUACAUAGCUGAAGUACUGGAGCCCAGUAGCAGAACAAUAGACUGCCAAUAGAAUGUCAUAAAUGAAACCAGCUUCAUCCGUAACUGUAGAGACGCCACCACAGACUGGAACUCCUUGAGCCGGAUGACACACAACAACAGUGUUUUCAGUGAGUGGACCAGACGUCCUGAACAGGCUGCGGAUUACCUUCUGCUCCAGAGAGUGUGUUGGUCAGGCUGUGCUCUUCUGGCUGAAGUGAGGAACAUUUGGAUGCAGGUUCUGCUGUGGACCCACUGGUUGUCUGAAUGUGCUGAUCUUCUUCUGUACGGAUGCCGAUGCAGGCAUGAUCAUCACAUGCCAGUACCUUCACUUCACUUCACGGUGUGGGUUUAAUUGAGUUCAAGCUCAACGAGUGCAAAAAGCUACCUGUUUUUGGUGGAGGGGAUCAUUUGUCAAUGAAAUACAAACCAUUGUGUGAGAAAAUUAUACAUUUUAUCAGUGUACUCUCUAAGGGUUACCUUAACCACAAACUUGAAUGCAUCACAGGUUGUGCCAGUAAUUCCGUUAAAUUCUAUUUUAUUUAUAUAGCGCCAAAACAAUACAAUUGUGUUAAGGCGCUUUACAGAGCCCAGGGCCUGCACCCCCUGCCAGCCGCCACUGAGAUCAGGGAUUGUCUCUUCUCAAGCCGUCACUGAGAUGAUCAGGGAUGUCUCUUCUCAAGCCUUAAACGGACUACAGGCCUCAUACUGGGGCAAACAUUGUGAACUAAUAUUGUGUCGAAUGGAACACGCUAAAUGUACUGAAGUUUCUGUCAGGUGCUGAUUUUGUACUGCAUCCUCCUCAUGCCGUGGCCUUCCUCUUGGAGUGAUGCACUGUAAGAGUGUUCUACCUCUCACCACCUGAACCUGGAAGUUACGUUUUAAUUAAACAGGAUGUGUUUAAGAUG
Molecule: messenger RNA, 2573 nt
Organism: Clupea harengus (Atlantic herring)
Lineage: Eukaryota; Metazoa; Chordata; Actinopteri; Clupeiformes; Clupeidae
Gene: nudt13
Product: nudix (nucleoside diphosphate linked moiety X)-type motif 13
Molecular function (GO): hydrolase activity; metal ion binding
Source: RefSeq, a predicted model, not a curated record